Molecule: messenger RNA, 1119 nt
Organism: Penicillium soppii
Lineage: Eukaryota; Fungi; Ascomycota; Eurotiomycetes; Eurotiales; Aspergillaceae
Exons: 2
Coding region: 1-1119 (372 amino acids)
Molecular function (GO): oxidoreductase activity, acting on the CH-OH group of donors, NAD or NADP as acceptor
Source: RefSeq, a predicted model, not a curated record
AUGGCCCAAGCAAGCCAAACUGCCUCAGCAACAGACCCGCCGAUCCUCAAAACAACAGCCAAACAACCACCAACUUCCAUCCCCCACCGAACAACCCUAACACUCGACACUCUCCUAGCCGUCCUCUCCAAGUCCCUCCUAAACCCCUUCAUAGCAUGGAUCCUCGUCCUCUGCCUGCGCGCCCAGGUCACGCCCCAAACAGACCCCGCCUGGAUCCUGACUGUCAGCUACGCAUGUGUGCUCACAGCGGUGUUCAUCGCCCGCGGUAUUAACGGGCGCAUUGCGGAUGGCGUUCCCAGGGCUGUAGAUCUCACAUGUGAGGUUGUGGUUGUUACGGGUGGUGCUAGUGGGCUUGGGCUGUUGAUUGCGCAAAAUUAUGCGAUGCGCGGAGCUAAGGUUGCUGUGCUUGAUAUUCGGGAGUAUGGGGAGGAGGAGCUGGAGGAGGUUUUCGGGGAGGGGGUUUUGUAUUGUGCUGUUGAUGUUGCGGAGCGGGGACUAGUGGAGAGUGCUAGGGAGAGGAUUGGUAAGGAGCUAGGAACGCCGACUAUCAUUAUCAAUUGUGCCGCUGCGAGGAUCAACGGCCUUCCGCUGCUUGAUUUGCCCGCUGAGGCAUUCGAAAAGACUAUCCGCACUAAUCUCCUCGCGGCGUUUCACCUCUACCAGGUUUUCUUGCCUGGUAUCAUUACCGCUGGGAAUGGAGGGACGCUCGUGACGGUCAGCUCGGUGUUGGGCCAGUUGACUGCCGCAGGGCUGUCUGACUACGCGGCGAGUAAAGCUGGACUGAGCGCGCUGCACCGGACGAUCGAGGCGGAGGUUCGGGGCAACCCGCUGAUCAAGACAUUGUUGGUAGAGGUUGGACAGAUGUCAACGCCGCUGUUUGACUGGGUUCAGGCGCCGAACUCCUUCUUCGCGCCGGUGUUGGAACCCGUCGCAGUUGCCCGCGAGAUGGUUGCCGCGAUUGAUAGUGGUCGAGGUGGGGUCAUCAGAUUGCCUGCUUAUGCAACACUCGUAAAUUGGUAUGCCGUGUUACCCGCUGCGGUGCAACGGAUUGCGAGGUACCUGAGUGGGAUAGACGCUGCUGUUACUUCAAGUCGGCAGGCAUCUCAGAAGGCAGACUGA